AUGGGGGUUUCCUGCGCGACUCCGGUCCCGGUUCUGCAGGUCCUGCAGCUGCUCCCAGAGGUGCUGCUGACCCCCCACCCACAGGUCCCCCCACCCGUAGGUGCCCCCACCCAUCAGCCCCCAGGGAUGGAUCUCCUCCCGCCGCUGCUGCUGCUGCUUCUCUCCGCUCUGCAGGCUGCGCGCGCAGGCUUCUCUCGCCGAGGCCCGCGCGUCACCGACAAGGUUUUCUUCGACGUCACCGUCGGGGGUCACGAGGUCGGACGGAUCGUCAUCGGCCUGUUCGGGGACGUCGUCCCGCUCACCGUCGGCAACUUCGUCACCCUGGCAACCGGAGAGAAAGGCUACGGCUACAGAGGAACCAAGUUCCACCGGGUGAUCAAGGACUUCAUGAUCCAGGGAGGAGACUUCACCGCCGGAGACGGGACCGGAGGUCACAGCAUCUACGGGACGACUUUUACUGACGAGAACUUCAAACUGAAGCAUCUCGGAGCUAGCUGGGUUAGCAUGGCUAACGCCGGCCCCGACACCAACGGGUCCCAGUUCUUCAUCCUGGCGGCCAAGGCUCCCUGGCUGGACGGGAAACACGUGGUGUUUGGGAAAGUACUGGAUGGGAUGUCGGUGGUUCACACCAUCGAGCUCCAGGACACCAACGACCGGAACCUUCCGUACACCGAGUGCGUGAUCGUCAACAGCGGCCGGAUCGCCGUCAAGGAGCCGUUCGUGGUGGAGGUGGACGGCUGGUAGAACCGGCCAGAACCGGCCGGAACCGGAGUCAGAACGUCCCCCAAACCAGCGACCAAUCAGGAGCCCCGUCAAUGUGCCAAAUUAAAAUCUAAAUCGGUCCGGUCCAGCUAAGCUCGAAAUUGUAUUUCAACAUUAAUCUUGACAUUUCAACUUUUUUCUCGAUAUUUCGACUUUUUUCUCGAAGUGCAAAAUGAAAACGGGUGCACGAACUGGACCGGACUUCUGAUUGGUCGCUGCCGGACGCAGAUUUAACGUAAAAUCCUGAUGUUUUUAGUGAGUUAUUGCCAGAAAUACGUUGAUAGGAGAAUGAGCUGCACCGGCGCCACAACGUUUAUUCGUAAAGAAACUCGACUCGUCUACGACGGAAGCUUUAGGCUUCCAAGAUGGCCGCCGACACGCAGUCAGAUACUUAAAAAAAAUAAGAUAAAACCAGCAAAACAUUUGCACAGAAACCUGCAGCAUUGAAACUACAGAAGAGUUUUAGGGCCAUGAAGGAGAAAAAUAUUUGAACAUUUUUUUAUUGUGCACUUUGAGAAAAAAGUCACAAUUUCAAGAAUAAAGUCGAAAUUUCGUGAAUAAAGUCGACAUUUCGACUUUUUUCUCAACAUUUUUACUUUUUUCUGGAAGUGCAUAAUGGAAAAAAAACUGUUCCUCCACUAAACAUAAUCGUAUUUUUCUCCUUUUGACCCUAAUACUCUUCCGCAGAAACACAACGUACUAAUACUGUUAUAAUAAACCUGUUUUCUAAUCACAUGAUGAUCGUCUGAGCAGAUUAGCACUCGGUGCCAAAUCCUUCCUCGUUUGCCAAAUUAUUGUUACGCAAAAAUCUUAACUCUUAUGCAAAAAACUGUGUAGCACACGAAGCUGUUCUUUAUAUCUGAUGUUUUAUUAUCGUUUACAACUUUAACUGCAUGAUGCAUCAUAUCGUAUAUUUGUAAAAAAUACAGCACAACGAUGAAAGAAGUGGAAGUAUAUUUUACUGAAAUGAUGUUAAAUGUGUUUGUUAGUUAACUUUAUUGAUCAUCCGUCUGUUUACGGUUUAUUAAACUGUCACUAUUUCUUUUGUAAUGACCCGAACGUUCACGGUAGCUUUGUGUCAGUAACAUCCUGGUCUUCCUGGUACUGGAGAUGAUGCACAUCUGUAACAAAUCACACGUUGUUCCUCUCCUCAACACGUCUGUAACAUAUCACACGUUGUUCCUCUCCUCAACACAUCUAACAUAUCACACGUUGUUCCUCUCCUCAACACGUCUGUAACAUAUCACACGUUGUUCCUCUCCUCAACACGUCUGUAACAUAUCACACGUUGUUCCUCUCCUCAACACGUCUGUAACAUAUCACACGUUGUUCCUCUCAACACGUCUGUAACAUAUCACACGUUGUUCCUCUCAACACGUCUGUAACAUAUCACACGUUGUUCCUCUCAACACGUCUGUAACAUAUCACACGUUGUUCCUCUCAACACGUCUGUAACAUAUCACACGUUGUUCCUCUCCUCAACACGUCUGUAACAAAUCACACGUUGUUCCUCUCAACACGUCUGUAACAUAUCACACGUUGUUCCUCUCCCCAACACGUCCGUAACAUAUCACACGUUGUUCCUCUCCUCAACACGUCUGUAACAAAUCACACGUUGGUCCUCUCCUCAACACAUCUGUAACAUAUCACACGUUGUUCCUCUCCUCAACACGUCUGUAACAUAUCACACGUUGGUCUUCUCCUCAACACGUCUGUAACAUAUCACACGUUGGUCUUCUCCUCAACACGUCUGUAACAUAUCACACGUUGUUCCUCUCCUCAACACGUCUGUAACAUAUCACACGUUGUUCCUCUCCUCAACACGUCUGUAACAUAUCACACGUUGUUCCUCUCCUCAACACAUCUGUAACAUAUCACACGUUGUUCCUCUCAACACGUCUGUAACAUAUCACACGUUGUUCCUCUCAACACGUCUGUAACAUAUCACACGUUGGUCCUCUCCUCAACACGUCUGUAACAAAUCACACGUUGUUCCUCUCCUCAACACAUCUGUAACAUAUCACACGUUGUUCCUCUCCUCAACACGUCUGUAACAUAUCACACGUUGUUCCUCUCCUCAACACGUCUGUAACAUAUCACACGUUGUUCCUCUCCUCAACACGUCUGUAACAUAUCACACGUUGUUCCUCUCCUCAACACAUCUGUAACAUAUCACACGUUGUUCCUCUCCUCAACACGUCUGUAACAUAUCACACGUUGUUCCUCUCCUCAACACAUCUGUAACAUAUCACACGUUGUUCCUCUCCUCAACACCAAACGGCCAAAGAGCCGACGACUGUGUUUUAUACAAUAAAUCAGUGAAU
Cololabis saira (Pacific saury) is the source of this 3086-nucleotide messenger RNA. RefSeq names its product peptidylprolyl isomerase C (gene ppic). The coding region runs from base 1 to 744 and encodes 247 amino acids. Gene Ontology annotation, molecular function: peptidyl-prolyl cis-trans isomerase activity. The transcript is spliced from 7 exons. The record is from RefSeq and is a predicted model, not a curated record. Gene Ontology annotation, biological process: protein peptidyl-prolyl isomerization; protein folding. Lineage: Eukaryota; Metazoa; Chordata; Actinopteri; Beloniformes; Belonidae. Gene Ontology annotation, cellular component: intracellular membrane-bounded organelle.